Macrosteles quadrilineatus (aster leafhopper) is the source of this 2382-nucleotide messenger RNA. RefSeq lists its product as uncharacterized. Lineage: Eukaryota; Metazoa; Arthropoda; Insecta; Hemiptera; Cicadellidae. The coding region runs from base 1 to 2382 and encodes 793 amino acids. The record is from RefSeq and is a predicted model, not a curated record. The transcript has a single exon.
AUGAAAAGAAAUGAGGGAGAGUUAAAAUCUAGAGAUGAAGUAAUCGGUAAUCAUUUUGAGAAUAACAUAUCAAACCGUGUUUUGCUUCGUGUUUGUCCUGUCACGUUGUACGGUCCCAAGUCCCAGGUAGAUACUUAUGCCCUUUUAGACGACGGCUCGACUGUAUCACUUCUGGAUUCAUCAAUUGCCGAUGAACUUGGUAUCCAGGGUGAGAUUCUUCCUUUGACAACAUGUUGGUCUAACAACACAAGACACUUUGAAUCUCAAUCAAAGAGAAUAGAUUUAAAAAUAAAAGGAUUUUAUGAGGAUGAAAUCUUUACAUUGAAAGGGGUCAGAACUCAGUCCACUUUAGAGUUACCACACCAACAAAUAGACAGUGUCAAAUUGAGGAAAAACUGGCCACACUUAGACUCUAUCAACCAACCUCUUCCAAUAGCGAGUGUCAGGCCCACUCUCUUGAUAGGCCAAGACAACUGUAAUCUUAUUCUAACCCGUAAGAUUAUUGAAGGUCCUACUAACGCCCCAGUACUGUCAUGGUGCCUUCUUGGUUGGACUCUACAUGGGAAGUGUGCACAAUUCAGAGAUCGUGUGGAUGAGAAUUUUACCCUACUCUCAUAUGAAGAAUCUUCGCUUCAUGACAUGGUAAAGAAAUCCUUUGAAUUAGAGAAAUAUGGAGAAACAAGAUCAAACAACCUGAAAUUGUCCAUAGAAGAAGAACGUGGAGUAUCGAUCCUUGAGGAUACCAUAAAGAAAACAGGAGAUCAUUACGAAGUUGGUCUUUUAUGGAAAGAUGACGAAUUUAAUUUUCCUCCAAGCUAUGACAAUGCUCUUAGAAGAUUAAAUACUCUUGAAAAGAAAAUGGAAAGAAAUCUCGAAUUUAAAGAAGCUUACACAACCAAGAUUGACGAAUACAUGGAAAAAGGUUAUAUUAGAAAACUCAGCCCUGAAAAAGCUGCUAUCAUAACAGGUCGAACAUACUAUCUACCCCACUUUGGAGUAUCGAACCCGAACAAACCUAACAAAAUAAGAUUGGUUUUCGAUGCUGCUGCUAAAUCUCACGGAGUCUCGUUCAAUGAUGCACUACUCAGCGGCCCUGACUAUUUGAAUCCAUUGCCAUCUGUGCUGUUGAAAUUCCGGUUGGGGAAAUUUGCCAUCGUGGGAGAUAUAAGGGAGAUGUUUCACCAAGUAAAUAUAAGACAUGAAGAUGUUGACUCACAAAGAUUUCUGUGGCGAAAAGACAAAACCAAACCCCCAGAUACCUACAUAAUGAAAGCGAUGACCUUCGGAGCAACAUGUUCACCAAGCUCUGCACUGUUUGUUGUAAACCACAAUGCAAGAAAGUUUCAAUCUUUGUAUCCUGAAGCUAGUAAUUCCAUACUGACUAAAGAAUAUAUGGACGACCUGCUAGAUUCAACCGACACAGAAGAGGAAGCUAAACGACGUGUUCAAGAAAUAAUUGAGAUACAUAGAGCUGGAGGAUUCCAAAUUUGUAACUGGAUGUCUAAUUCAAAACAAGUACUUUCGAAAAUUCCUGAAAACCUGAAAGCCAGCCAAGCCAAACAUUUGAUGCCCGAUACUCGACUUCCUACAGAACGAGUACUUGGAUUAUGGUGGGACGCUGAAUCUGACUGCUUUGUGUUUCAUCGCAAUGUCGAAAAACUUGAAUUUCUCGAAUCCGAGUAUCCGACGAAACGAGAGAUUCUUAAAGCAGCUAUGUCAAUUUUUGAUCCUCUAGGUCUCAUUGCCCCUACCACAGUUAAAGGGAGACUACUGGUUCAAGAUAUAUGGAGAACAAAACUAGGUUGGGAUGAUGUUGUGACACCUGAACUUAGUCUGAAGUGGAAAGCUUGGAUGGAUGAGGUCAAAAGUCUUCGAACACUGAAAAUACAAAGGUGCUACUUCAACACACGAGUCAGUGACUCAGUUGAACUUCACAUAUUUGUUGACGCAAGUGAAGAAGCUUUUGCUGCAACUGCAUAUCUGCGUCAGGAGAACAAAGACACUUACGAAACGACAUUGAUCAUGUCACGUGCCAAAGUGGCACCCAUCAAGAACCUGACUAUACCUAGACUGGAACUCCAAGCUGCCGUUUUAGGGUGUAGAGUAGCUUCUGCUGCCGAGCAAGAUUUGGGCGUUUCAAUCCAAAAGAAAACGUAUUGGUCUGAUUCUCAAACAGUCCUACACUGGAUUAAGUCAGAUCCAAAAAACUAUAAACAGUUUGUCUAUAAUAGAAUUGGAGAAAUCCAAGAACUUUCUUCGGCAGAAGACUGGAAAUGGGUCCCGACAAAAUUGAACCCUGCCGACUAUGCGACUAGAAGCAUGAAAAGGUUCAAUUCUGACAUUCAAAACACAUGGCUCCAUGGUCCCCAAUUUCUAUCUUAA